UAUAGAGAUAAAUAUUAUAAUUAUAAUUCCAAAAAAAUAAUUAUAAAAUUAAUCAUAAUUAAAAAUAUAAUUACAUUUAUAAUUGUAUCUGUAUUUAUAAUUAGUGUAAUUGGUAUAAUUAUUAUAAUUUUAAAUUUAAUUUUAAUUAUUAUUUUUUUAUAAUUAUGAUUAUAAUUGUAAUUUUAUUUAAGUUAUAUUUUUAAUUACAAUUAUAAAUCUAAUAAUUAUAAUUAUAAUUAGAAUUAGAAUUAUAGAAAUAUUCAAAUCAGAUCAGAAAGAUUCAGAUCAGAAGAAUUCAGAUCAGAUCAGAAACAUUCAGAUCAUAUCAGAAACAUUCAGAUCAGAUCAGAUCAGAUCAGCAACAUUCAGAUCAGUUCAGCAACGUUCAGAUCAGAUCAGAAAGAUUCAGAUCAGAUCAGAAAGAUUCAGAUCAGAUCAGAUCAGAUCAGAAAAAUUCAGAUCAGAUCAGAUCAGAUCAGAAAAAUUCAGAUCAGAUCAGAUCAGAACUUAAAAAAUUCAGAUCAGAAACAUUCAGAUCAGGUGAACGGAACAGCUUCUAAAUGCCCAACAUUCUUAUCUUUUAAUGCAGCGUUGAAUGGAUGAUUCAAUGCCCAACGGACUGGUCAUUGAUGUCCAAUGUUCAGGUCCAUUAAUCCACCAUUUACACACAACAAAUCCUCCUAUAUAAUGGCUGACAAGUGGUUUGCAACAACACACGUUGAUACACACGUUCAUAUACAUUCCUCACUCACGUAUUUCUGAACUCUAAAACACCUCCAGCAUUCCGAAAAUUUCCUAAGUGUUCAUACUAUGUUCUCGUUCGUUGGAACUCUUGUUUGUGUGCUCAAACAUUAGUUCGAAGUCAUUGUAUCCUGGGAAACGAUUGUUGCAACGUUCCUAGCACCGUGAGAGGCAACAAAUACGUUUUAAGGACAUCGUGCGUAGCACGAGCUUUGACUAAUUUAUGCUCCAUCUUAUUUCUGUUUUCUUUCGUCAUUUUAUUUAAUUUAUUUUAAUUAAUUUUCUUUAUUUUCCGAAACACACCCAACAGAUGCUUCUAUCCCGGUGUUGGCUGUUCAGAAUUAGCCAUAACUUACUAAAUAUUAUUAAAAAGUGGAAAGAUUACAAAGAGGUGGGACAUGAUGCCUUACCUCAAGUCCAUGAAAGGAGUUAGGUAUUGUUGGGUGUUUAGCCUAUCUAAAACUAUCACCCCUUUUAAAUGACCUGCUAUCAGGUAAAAAUACUUCAUAUUACACUGAAAUUCAGGUCUGGAUUAAAGUAGUUACAAUAGAGGUAGAUUUAUUUACAAUAGGAGGCAUCAGGUGAGACUUGAGAGAAAGAAUGAGUAUGAGUCCAACUCGAGUUGAAAACUUCUAUAUCCCCGAACAUAGAUCAUGUGCUAACAGUGGAAAUACUUUUGAGUUCUUUAAGGAGAAUGGAAUUGAAGGCUUAUGUUUCCAUAUAGGAAUCAGUUUUGCUUGUGCGCAUUUGGAAUUGUUGUGAGCAAACAUUGAUAAGAGUUCUUUUACAAGUCAAAUUCCAAAAGUCUUCUGUAUUCAAGUUUUGUAUCAAGCUUCAUCCUGCCCCUCCUCAAUUUCUCCGGCCUCAAUUUUUCUGGCCUCAAUUUCUAUGGUAAUUGAAUUGUGUCCUAUAUCAGAGUUAUAACUAACUUAUUAGUAAUAAAACUCAUUAUUCAAAGAAAAUAAUCAAGGUGAAAGCUGGGGGAUGGAACUCUGUGUUUGCAAAGUUGAUUUGCCUUUCCUAUGCCCUCAAGGGUGGAGAGACUCAAAUUAAGGGUAUACCUUUGAAGGUUCUACAUGUACAAACUUUUAUAUUUCAGAAUUAUAAAUUCCUAUUUAUAUACUACCUCCAUCCCAACACAAAUAUGAGUAAUUGAAAAAUUAUCAUUGACGUCAUUUGCGGGUUUAUUGUUCUAUUUGAAUAUUCUGAUAAUGCAUUCGACUUAUUGAGUUUUUAUUUGAUUUAAUAUGUUUGUACAUUAUUUAUAUAUAUAUGUAUAUAUAUAUAUAUAUAUAUAUGUUUGUGUAUAUUUAUAACGGGGACGGGGUGAGGACGGGGCGGGUGUAGCAAUUCUCGUCCCCCGCCCCAUAUUUUAACGGAGUAAAAUAUCUCACCCAUUCCCACCUCCACCCCCAAGCCCCGCCCCAUCCUUCCCCCACGGGGCGGUUCCCCACGGGUCCCCGCCCCCAUUGCCAUCCUUAGGAGAACCCUUGGAGGUGGGAAUUAGCCGGCUAGAUUCACCAGCCUAUUGUGGACAUGUAAGAAAAAGACACGCAAAAUAAAGACCUCAAUUUUCUUUAAAGUGUUAUGUUCAAUUUUAUGUGACUAUUUAUAUAACGUAACUUCAUUGUCACUAUAAUGUAAAGUCAAACAUGAUUAUAGACUUAUAGUCACUAAAGUUAUUAUCAUAUUCACUUUAUAUAAAAAGUCAUAUUUUUAUCCAUAACAUUUUUUUUGUCAUACAUAUGUAUAAAUUUUAGAAAGAGAAAACUCUCAAAUAAGUUGACCCCCUUUUCACUAAAAGUCAAUUGAGUCCAUGUAAUUUUUUGUGAGUCAAUUAACUCCGUCAAGUAUCAAAAAACAAUCAAAUAAGCUUUUUCGUAGAUAAUAAACCGGUUACCCGGUUAAGGCCUACGUGGAUGUCCUACACCAUUUUAAUGUAAAAAUGGUGUAAACAUCACAUCAAACAGUAUUUUAUCUCCAACAGUUUACACUAUUUUCACCACCAAAUAGGAAUAUUCUCUUUUUAUUCUUAUUACUAACUUUUUACCAUUCUUCUAUUUAAGUAUCUAAUUAUCAUAUAUUUAUACAUUAGCCCCUCAUUUAAUAUUUUGACAUUUCACACAUUAUUUCACACAUACAAACUAAAAUACACCAUUUUAAUAUGUAUAUUCACGCAUUUCACUAAUUAAAAUACAAUAAUCAAUAUUUCACAAAUACAAGCUAAAACCACAUAAAAUUAAAUAUUACAAUAAUAUUAUAAUAAUUUGUACGUCAUUAAUAAAGUACUACUUAAACUUAAAGCAAUAGAUUAAAUAAAUAUUCUUAGUUUAGUUAUCAGACCAGACCAGAGCGGACAAACAAAUUUCAGUCUGUGGAAACCCUAGUAGUAUUGGGCUUAGCCCAGUUGUAUAUCUUGUAUAGGAAACUCUAGUACUCAAAAUAUAGCUAUAAAUAUAGCUUCUUGUAUAGGAUUUCAUAUGAAGUAUAAUGAAUACAAUCUUAUAUUUCACAUGGUAUCAGAGCCUAUAUGGCAAUAGUUAGGGCGCUGGCUUCCGGCAAGCAUUUCAGGCGUGAACAGUAGUUGUGAGUGGUGUUGGAGCACACUUCCGGUAGUGAAUCUCUGAUCUACACCUACCGCCUUGGUCAGCAUACCAUCGCGACCAACCACCCGGAACAGUACCGACACGACGGCCCUCACACGCCCUCACACGCCACCGCUCCGUACUGCAGCUGAAUAACAUAUUUGCAGAUCUACUCCGUUCUACUUAUUCGGAGCGCUCACAGCCAACACACUGAAGACCUGGAGCUUCUGGCGACCACAACAGCAUAACACAGGCACUCAUCGGACACCCACGCGCCGCCGCUGAACCUACGCGCCGCCGCCGAACACUCGCGUUGCCGCCGUCGCUCCGCCUGCCCGCCGCUGCUCUACCCUUUUCGCCGAAGUCAGGUUUGUGUCGUGAACUCCUGUUCUCAUCCGCUGUUACUGCCAGAGUCCAAGACUGGCUGCUCUUGUCCGUUGCUGCUGCCAAGUCUGGCUUCCGGGUGCUCUCUCUGCCUUAUUAUUUACAAAGCACUAAAUUCACUUUUAAUUUACUCAUUUUCUUUUGAUUAAAAAAAAAGAAAGAGAAAAAAAAAAGAAAAAAAAAAUCAAAUCAGCAUAAAAAAAAAUAUGUCUCUUAUGAGUUCUGACAGAGGAAACAACACCGGAUACUCAAGAUGGAAUCGUCCUAAAUGUGAUUUUUGUCAUAAAAUUGGUCAUACUCAAGACAGGUGUUGGAAAUUACAUGGGAGACUUCCUCCCUCAGCCCAUGUUGCUCAGCUACCACCAUCUCCCAUUGUUCUAUCACCGGAAGAAUAUGCAGCAUAUCAGCAAUUUAAGUUGACUAAUAUGCCUUUACCCACACCCGGGAUGUCUACAGCUUGUGUUUCAAACACAACAGGCUCAUGGAUCAUUGACUCAGGUGCCUCAGACCAUAUUUCUGGUAAUCCCCAUCUUUUAUCCCAUAUUACCAAGCACCGACAUCUUCCUUUGAUUACUCUUGCUAAUGGCCUUCAAACUUCUGCUUCGGGUAUUGGGCAAGCACUUCCAUUUUCAUCCUUACCGUUAGACUCCGUCUUAUAUGUCCCAAACACCCCUUUUAACCUCGUCUCUGUUAGUAAAAUUACACGUGCUCUUAAUUGUUCUGCAACAUUUUCUGCUGAUUCUGUGAUUGUGCAGGACCGUUGUACGGGGAAAACGAUUGGCGUCGGACACGAAUCUCAAGGUCUGUAUCAUCUCCAUCCUCUUGAUCCAGUCGCUUGUGUUUCAAUUGAACCUGCUAUUACCUUACAUAACCGUCUGGGUCAUCCUAGUCUCUCAAAGUUUCAACGUAUGGUUCCAGGUUUCUCAAAUCUUUCAUCUUUAGAUUGUGAGUCAUGUCACCUUGGAAAACAACCUCGUAACUCCUUUCCAAGGCGAGUCAAUAAACGGGCUACAUCACCGUUUGAUUUAGUUCAUACAGAUGUAUGGGGUCCGUAUCGAGUCACUUCUACUUUAGGUUUCCGUUAUUUUGUUAUUUUUGUGGAUGAUUUUUCCCGUUACACGUGGUUGUUUUUAAUGAAAGAGCGUUUUGAAUUGUUUCAUAUUUUUCAAACUUUUUGUGCUGAAAUUCAAACUCAGUUUGGUCAUUCUAUAAAAAUUUUACGCAGUGACAAUGCUAAAGAAUUUUUUGGGGCAUCCUUUAAUCAAUUCAUGACAUCACGGGGUAUGCUUCACCAAUCUUCUUGUGUUCACACACCUCAACAAAAUGGGGUUGCUGAACGCAAGAACCGACACUUUGUUGAUACUGCUCGUACCCUAUUAUUACAUUCCCAUACACCACCUCAGUAUUGGGCAGAUGUUGUGCUCACUGCGUGUCAUUUAAUAAUUAGAAUGCCUUCCUCAGUUCUUAAUAAUGAAAUUCCUUAUUCUAUUUUGUUUCCUGCUCGUGAUUUAUUUCCAUUACCACCUCAUGUGUUUGGGUGUGUGUGUUUUGUCCAUGAUACGACACCUGGAUUAGCUAAAAUGGCGGCUAGGUCAAUAAAAUGUAUCUUUCUUGGAUAUUCGCGACUCCAAAAGGGGUAUCGUUGUUAUUCUCCAUUACUUAAGAAACAUUUUAUUUCAGCCGAUGUCACUUUCAUUGAGUCGUCCUUUUAUUAUCCAUUAUCUUCAGUUGAUACCCCAUCGUGUUUGGACUUCACCUCAUAUCUUCGGCCCAUCCAUCAGGAGACUCCCAUUAACCCCCCAUCUGAUGAGCAUCCAAACUGCCCUCCUAUGUCAGACCGUCCAUUGCAGGUAUACUAUCAACGUCCUCGACCUCCUCCCAUUGAGCCCAUCGUGGCCACGCCCGUUGAUUCCCCUAUGACGGAUCCUGCAUCACCACCAUCACCUACUCCAACACUUGACACCACUCAGGAUAAUUUUCCCAUUGCUCUCCGAAAAGGUACGCGUUCCACAUUGAAUCCACAUCCCAUAUAUAAUUUUUUGAGUUAUCACCGCCUCUCUACCCCUUAUUAUGCCUUUAUUUCCCACAUGUCUCAUAUAUGCAUUCCUAAAACCACACCUGAGGCACUGGCACACCUGGAGUGGCGUAAAGCCAUGUUGGCUGAGAUGGAGGCUCUUCAUUCUAGUGGGACAUGGGACUUAGUCCCCCUUCCCGCUGGCAAAUCAGUGGUGGGAUGUCGGUGGAUUUACACAGUUAAAGUGGGGCCUGAUGGGGAGAUUGAUCGUUUUAAAGCACGCCUUAUGGCGAAAGGGUAUACUCAGAUAUAUGGCUUUGAUUACACUGACACUUUUUCUCCUGUAGCAAAGAUUGCAUCAGUUCGUUUGUUUUUAUCCAUGGCAGCAAUGAGCCGCUGGCCAUUGUUCCAAUUGGAUAUUAAAAACGCAUUCCUUCACGGAGAUCUGCACGAGGAAGUUUAUAUGGAACAACCGCCUGGAUUUGUUGCUCAGGGGGAGUCUGGUAUGGUGUGCAGAUUACGUCGUUCAUUAUAUGGCUUGAAGCAAUCUCCACGUGCAUGGUUUGGGAGGUUUAGUACCGUUGUCUGCAGCUUUGGCAUGAUUCGCAGUGAUGUUGAUCAUUCUAUAUUCUACAGACAUUCUGCUGGCAACAAAUGUAUUUAUCUUGUUGUGUAUGUUGAUGACAUUGUCAUUACAGGUAGCGAUGAUCAAGGAAUUGUGCUCCUCAAGCAACAUCUGUUUAGCAAAUUUCAAACAAAAGACUUGGGAAAGUUGAGAUACUUCCUUGGCAUUGAGGUCGCACAAUCUCAAGAUGGAAUUGCUCUCUCACAAAGAAAGUAUGCCUUGUAUAUUCUGGAGGAAACAGGUUUGCUAGAUUGCAGGCCAGUGGAUACACCAAUGGAUCCAAACGUUAAACUCUUAUCAGAACAGGGAGAUCUUUUGUCUAACAAGGAAAAAUAUAGAAGACUCAUCGGCAAAUUGAAUUAUCUUACCAUCACAAGACCAGAUAUUUCAUUUGCGGUAAGUGUUCUUAGUCAGUUUCUUGAUAAGCCAUGUACUGGACACUGGGAUGCAGCUAUCCGAGUUUUGAGAUACAUCAAGAAAACUCCAGGGCAAGGAUUGUUGUUUGAAGAUCGAGGCCGCCAUGAUAUUGUGGGAUACUGUGAUGCAGACUGGGCCGGAUGUCCGAUGGAUAGACGUUCCACUUCGGGAUAUUGCAUCUUGAUUGGUGGAAACUUAAUUUCAUGGAAAAGUAAGAAACAGGAUGUGGUUGCCAGAUCUAGUGCUGAAGCAGAAUAUCUUGCAAUGGCUCUUGCUACAUGUGAAAUCUUAUGGUUGAAGCAUCUCCUCCAAGAGUUAAAAUAUGGAAACACAAAACCGGUUCAACUCAUGUGUGAUAAUCAAGCUGCAAUGCACAUCGCAUCAAAUCCGGUAUAUCAUGAGAGGACAAAACAUAUUGAAGUUGAUUGUCAUUUUAUCCGAGAGAAGAUCACGAGUGGACAUAUCAUCACAAAAUAUGUGAACACAACUGAACAACUUGCAGAUAUUUUAACUAAGUCUCUUAGAGGUCCUAGAGUGGAAUAUAUUUGUAACAAGCUUGGUACAAAUAUAUUUGUAAAUAUGAUUUAUAUGCUCCAGCUUGAGGGGGAGUGUGGAAACCCUAGUAGUAUUGGGCUUAGCCCAGUUGUAUAUCUUGUAUAGGAAACCCUAGUACUCUAAAUAUAGCUAUAAAUAUAGCUUCUUGUAUAGGAUUUCAUAUGAAGUAUAAUGAAUACAAUCUUAUAUUUCACACAGUCCAAGUAAAACAUCCUAAUCUGUUGUUUUAAAAAUGGAUCAAAACUAUAAUAAUAAAAACUUUGGGUCACAUUUGAAAGAGAGAAAUUACAAAAAGUAGAAGGUGUCAGAUAUGGCGUACGCCAUAUUUGGUAUAAAGUCAUUCCCUCUCCCCCAAAAUGGUGCAAUGGUGCAAAGAAUGGUGUGAUUGUUGGAACAUUUUUUUGGCGAAUCCACCAUUUUGUUGUUGAAUUUGGUGCUUGUUGGAGUUGCUCUUAGAACAACCUCUGGCCACCACUUUUGCCUUCUCCAUUGGAGCGGUGCCCCGGCGUCCAUAACUACCAUCUCCGUGUGUGGCCUCCAUCUCCGCCGCCCUACUUCCCUACACACCACCUCCGGCCACCACAUUUGCAGCCUCAACCUCCGCCUCAUCCAUUAGGGCAACCUCCAAACGUCCCGACAUCAAUAGCCGCCCACCUUCGCGUGCGUCCUCCACCUCCUCCGCCCCAACUUCCUUACAAAUACCUUCGACCACCACCUCUGCGCUAUCUAUCUUUGCCUCAUCGAUUGGAAUGACCUCCAAUCACACCGACCUCCAUCGAUCUUCACCGCCACAUCUAUUGGAUCGACCUCCAGUCGCCCCAGCCUCUGUCUCCGCCGGCCAAGCUUCCAUAGACGAGUAGAUCUUUUAGGGAGAAGAUUGAAAGUGAAGGAAGCAUGGAGAAGAUUGGGAAAUGACAGAGAACGGGAGAAGCGACAUAAAGAAGAAGAAACAAAAAUAGCACUCCGUAUAAACAAAAGAACGGAAAGUAAAUGAAAAAGAAAAAGAAAACGAAAAAUAAUACUCCCUCCGUAUUUAAAAGUUCCCUACACUUUCCUUUUUGGGACGUGUUUAAAAGUUCCCUAUACUUUCCCCUUUUGGUAAGUUUUUCCUUUAAAAAUACUCAAUUAACCUUACUUUUUCUACUUUUUAUCCUCUCCUUUCUUUUUUUUCACCUUCUCUCCUACUUUUUCUAUAUUAUUCAUUACCCUUACCAUUCUUUCUUAAAUCUUGUGCCACCAUCAAACGUAGUCUUCUUUUAAAUAUGGAGGGAGUAUAAACAAAUGGAAAAUAGUACUACCUCCGUUCUCUUUUAGUUGCAACAUUGGACUUUUUACACUAUUCACAUGUUCUACUUUGACUACAUUUUAUUAAUUGAGGUAUAAUAAAAUAGAUUUUUAAAAAAUAUUGUUAAAUUCUUCUCAUUCUAAAUUUUCAAAAUAUGAAUUUUCACUACUAGAAAACUGGCUUAUAAUGACACUUUGUUAGUGACACUUUCUGGCCGAAAGUGUCACAUAUGUUCUUUCUCACAUAUAAGUGUCAUGCUUUUCUGACAUAAUAAUAUCAACAUUUUUUACUGACAUUAGACCCGUUUUUUUUUAUUUACUUGGACAUUUUUACUUUAUAUUUUAACACUUCACUUUAUUUUAUCGUCAACUUCUCCCCCCAUCCUCAAUCACCUUUAGGGAGUGUUUGCAUUUGAUUAAAAAAAGUGCUUUUCAGCUUUUGGCUUAAAAAAAGUUAAAAAGAGUGUUUUCAAAUGACAACUUCUGCUUAAAUUAAUCACUUAAAAGCUAAAAGCUGGAAGCAGGUGGAAGGGUGCUUUAAACUGUUUUUCACUUUUUCUAUUACACAAAAAGUACUUCUUUUACCAAACACUACCAACUUUUACUUUUUCAGAAUCACUUUUUCUUCAAACACUACCAACUUUUACUAUUAAUCACUUUUCCCAAAAUCACUUUAAAAAAUCACUUCUUUAAAGUUGAAGCAAUUGCAAACACUCCCUUACUCAUCCUCUUCCUUCGUAUGAACCCUAGCCGCCGCACCCACUACAAAUUUGAACUCUACCGUCCUCUUCAAUUUGUUCGUUCAUAGAAGCUCAGGCGUUUGUUCGUAGAAGCUUUACCCCUUCACGAUCGAGCGACUAUUUGACAGAGCCAGAGAGUUCCGUUUCCCGUCCGAGUAGCGGUUUCCCCCAAUUUCCAGGUAUGUGCUUUUUCCAUCUACUCGUUCUUCAUCCUUUGGAAACUUAUUCGAAAUUUUGUAGAGUGUUCAGAUGAUUUAGGGUCUUUGCAGUAGAAUUGCGAUUUUAUGGACCUUCAGGAGGGGAUUUUGUUUCCGAGUCGUAAUAGGUGGUAGCAAUUAUCGUUCUGCGCUGCCCAAUUGAUUUCCGAGUUGGUGCUUGGGAGCGACGGGAAUCGGCGAUUGGGGUGGAAGUGAUGGCGUCGUCCCCUGUAGAUGAUGUUGCGCCAGCCAUAGUCCGAUUCCUCUAUUUGGCGUUGAUGGUGUUGACGACGCUGAACAUUGUGCCUUCAUCCCAGUAAUGGGAGAUCUUCACAGAGGUAUUUUCCACAUAACACAACCGGAUGGUCUCUCUAGCUCCGGAUCUAUGUUAGGAUUGAAAGUAAAAAAAUUGCUUUUCAAAUCAUUGACUCAAUUGCUGUACGAAUAUUGAAACAAAGAGGGGUCAUUCCUCUUCCACAAUCAUUAAUCUUGAGGCUGCUUUAUGGUUUAGGGAUUCAGAUGUUUCUAUCUCUGCUUUUUUUCCCUUCAAAUUAUGCAGAUUUGUUCUUAAUAUGAGGGAACAUCCUUUUUAAGAAGAAAUGGUAAUUUGGAUAGUUUCUUUGAUGGACAAGUCAGAGCACUGUAUUGAAGAUGUUCAUCAAUUUAUAGAGGAGCUCAUCUCAUAAGCCAUCCAAUGCCUAAAAGUCCUUAUGCAAUUGUUUUAGAGAAAUGAAAAAGAGAUGUUCAAAGGUAUUGGACUUUAUACACCUACUUUUAUUUUCAUUCAGUUUCAUUUAUAGUGUGUUUAACUAUAGAGUACUUAUUUAUAGCUACAAUUACAUUUUAUGUCAGAAGCUGUUGAAAUUAUAUUCCAUUGUAUGUAUGGAAGAAAUAACCUUGAACAAAAAUACAUACACAAAUUGAGUUUGAGCGGUUAUUUUAUUCUCUCAUCCAACAACUUUUUGUUUCAUUCUUUUAGGUAAAGUCUUUGCGUUGUUUGGUAUUCUGGCUGACUUCUAUCAUCUUAUUUUUCAUCUAAAUUUUUUACUUGCUAUUUAGAUUGUCAAAAGUGCAGCUGCUAGUUACUUGAUCAAGAUCUGCUGAUUUCCCAUUUCAAAUGUGCUGAUUUUUUAACCAUAAAUGUAAAAUAGCAAGAAUCUAAAUAUGAAUAGAGGGAGUAUCAAUGUACCAUACUCUUGUUGCCAGAUAAGUGGUUAAAAGUGCUGCUUUAGAGGUCUGCACUAUUAGUUAUCUUUAUAUUGAUCAAUUUAAUUUCUUUUUACUGUGGUUUCACAAAUUCGCAUAAUGGUUGGUUGUAACUAAGUGUUCCACUUCAUAUGACUUAGGAGGAUUAAACGGAAAAUAAUAAAAAGUCUACAACUGUGGUUGCUUAUAGAGCUACAUUGGCAGUAGUUGACGUUGUUAUUGUAGUGAAAAUCACAAGAAUUGAUGCUAAACUUGUAACAGUUGGAAGCUAAAGCUCGUGAGCUGAAUUAGAAGCUAAAUUUCAGAAUCUGAAGUCAAUUUACAAGUUCAUUUUCAACUUGAAUAAGACUGACCUUGUUGAGAAAGGGCAAGUCUCUACAGAGGAAGGAGAAGCUAAAGUUUGUGAGCUAAAUGUCAUGUAGGCAAUGCUAAUGAGUGAGCAUCAAAGCCUUCUAAGUACUAAAAGGAAAGCAGGAUCAAAAGGCAGAAUUUGAGGUUUUCAACUUCACUAGAGCUGGUGUAGUCGCCCUUUCCAUGUAUAACACUAAUGGGGUGAUGGAGUAAGCUCUUAAAGAGAGUCUUUUGGUGUUCAUCUACCAUCAGAGAUAUUGAAAAGCCACCAAGAAGUAGGAAGCACUAGUCUCAUGUUGAAGAUCAACCGAUUUAGUCAUAGGCGGAGCUUCUAGCAGUUGGAGGAUCUCAAAUUAGUUUAUUAUAGAUUAUAGAUUUAGUUGAGUUUUUGUUGGAAGGUGUAUGACAUUUGAAUUGUAAAUGAUAAUUCUUUUUAUUUUCAAUAAAGUGCCUUUUGAUUUUUCAU
Messenger RNA from Cuscuta epithymum, 11565 nucleotides. The record is from the annotation of a GenBank genome assembly. NCBI's taxonomy places the organism in Eukaryota, Viridiplantae, Streptophyta, Magnoliopsida, Solanales, Convolvulaceae.